This is a messenger RNA of Monodelphis domestica (gray short-tailed opossum), 2997 nucleotides long. Lineage: Eukaryota; Metazoa; Chordata; Mammalia; Didelphimorphia; Didelphidae. The record is from RefSeq and is a predicted model, not a curated record.
GAAGGCGACUCCCAGCACGUGGAGGAGAGGGACUCCGGAGCAAAGCAAUUGCUGCUCACUACACUUGUUACUGGUGUCCUGAGCACGAAGAGGGGCGAGUGCAGGAGCCGCCGGAGGGGGGAUUAAAACAAGCAGCUUAGGGGGUGGGGCGGAGAAAGCAAUAAGGAAAAAAAAACCCAAACCCCCAAACCAAAAAAAAAUUUUCAGCCAUUUCCCCCCCACCCCACCCCCCACAUACAUAUCCAGCCAGCCAACCUUCCGAAAGAGGCAGCAACCACCCAGCUCGUUACGAAAAGGGGAAAAGCCAAAAAAUCAUGAGCAAUCAGUACCAAGAGGAGAGCUGCUCUGAGAGGCCUGAAUGCAAAAGUAAAUCUCCAACUUUGCUCUCCUCCUACUGCAUAGACAGCACUGGCAGGCGGAGUCCCUGUAAAAUGAGAUUGCUAGGAGCUGCUCAGAGCCUGCCUUCUCUGUCUAACCGGACAGAUCAGGAUAAGGUCGCGCAAGGCUCCCCAAAGGGCAGUAGCCCCCAGUUCGAAGCAGAACUUCACCUGCCCCCAAAGCUGAGACGCCUCUACGGUCCAGGAGGAGGCCGCCUCCUACAGGGAGCUGCGGCGGCGGCGGCGGCGGCAGCGGCAGCGGCAGCUGCUGCGGCAGCCGCGACGGGCCCGCGCGGGGGAGCCCCAACAGCACGGUCUGGAGACAGGCCCGACGGGGCUGGAGCUGGGGUUGGGGCCACCUCCGCCUGGGACACGCUCAAAAUCAGUCAAGCGCCACAGGUCAGCAUCAGCCGAAGCAAGUCGUAUAGGGAGAACGGGGCCCCCUUUGUGCCGCCACCGCCCGCCCUGGACGAGCUCGGGAGCAAAGGGGGCGCCCCGCACCCCGACGACAGGCUGGGUCAAGUAGCUUCGGCUGCCGCCGCCACUUCGGGUCCCCCAGGCCCCGAGGACGACGACGAGGAGCUGCUGGAGGACGAGGAGGAGGACGACGAAGAAGAAGAGUUGCUGGAGGACGACGAAGAGGAGCUCCUGGAAGACGACGGCAGGGGCCUCCUGAAGGAGCCCAGGCGUUGCACCGCCGCCACCGCUGCUGCAGCUGCGGCGGCCGCCGCCGCUGCUGCCGCCGCCGCCGCCGCCGCCGCCGCCGCGGAGGGCGGGGAGCUGUCCCCCAAAGAGGAGCUGCUGCUGCACCCCUGGAGGACGGACGAGGGCAAGGACGGGCGAGUGGACAGUGUGUGCCUAUCGGCAGGCAGCGACUCGGAAGAGGGCCUGCUCAAGAGGAAGCAGCGGCGUUACCGCACUACCUUCACCAGCUAUCAACUGGAGGAACUGGAGCGCUUUCAAAAAACUCAUUAUCCCGACGUCUUCACCAGGGAAGAGCUGGCCAUGCGACUUGAUCUGACAGAAGCUCGAGUCCAGGUCUGGUUUCAGAACCGACGAGCCAAGUGGCGAAAAAGGGAGAAAGCUGGAGCUCAGACUCACCCUCCAGGCUUGCCUUUUCCUGGUCCUCUCUCGGCGACCCACCCCCUCAGUCCAUACCUGGAUGCCAGCCCUUUCCCUCCUCAUCAUCCAGCUCUCGACUCAGCCUGGACUGCUGCUGCAGCUGCGGCUGCUGCUGCCUUUCCCAGUCUACCUCCUCCCCCUGGUUCUGCAACUUUGCCACCAAGUGGGACUCCACUAGGCCUCAGCACUUUCCUGGGUGCAGCAGUAUUCCGGCAUCCAGCCUUCAUCAGCCCUGCAUUUGGAAGGCUGUUUUCCACGAUGGCUCCUCUGACUAGUGCUUCCACCGCUGCGGCCCUCCUGAGACAGCCCACUCCCGCGGUGGAUAGCGGGGUGCAGUCAAGUGGGCUCUCAGACCCCGCCACAGCUGCAGCAGACAGACGGGCUUCGAGCAUAGCAGCUCUGAGGCUGAAAGCAAAAGAACACGCCGCCCAACUGACACAGCUCAAUAUCCUCCCUGGGAACAGCACAGGGAAAGAGGUGUGUUAAAAGCCGACCCAGCACCACCAUCGCUAAUCAAAUCAAAGGUCACCUCAAAUAGCACCAAUCAAGACCAAAUGGAAAGAAGAGGACCAGCAAACUGAGACGUUGGAGAGGUUCUCGAGUUAGGAACUUGGAGAAAGAGAGAGAGAAGGAGAAGGAGAGAGAGAGAGAGAGAGAGAAAGCAAGCAAGCAUCCUUCGCCACAGUGCUCUCCUGAGUCACCCAACACUAACAGCUCCUGAAUAGCGAAUUCCUUGGCUGGUACCUUUUUUCUCCCCUUAAACGUCCAACCUGCUGAUUUUUUCCUUUCACCUCUCGCUUUUAAACUGACGUCACAAUGUAAAAUACAUUUUGAGUUGCCUUCUUCCUCUGUUUUGUUGUUUUCCUCCCUGGAUUCUUCGAAUACUGUUUCCUGUGUGUGUUUUGUAAAGGUUGGGUUCUCCCCCCCUUCCGGUUGUCCCCUCCCCAUCUUUUAAAACUCCCCCCUUGGCCUGCUGAGUUUUCUCACCCAAGGAUGCUUCGGGGCAGAAAGAGAGUUCAUUUGAUGCUGUAUGAUAACCAGUGCACUUAAAGGAAAGGGGUAUCUUUUUCUUGUUCUAUUCUUUAUCACUACACCAACCAAGGUUUUUAUAUCAAACCAAAGGGAAAUACACUGCUAGAAUAUGGACUGUUUAAGUCACUAAACUGUGAUUAUUGAUUCUGUACAUACCGUUGUUAUAAAAAAGAACAGAGCUUUGUAUAUUUGAAAUGUUAUAAAACAAUUGCACUCAGUGUAGUGUUGUAAAAGUUUGUCCUUCUGUAGAUUCUUACUGUGUUGUAGAUAUGAUAGGGUUCCUAGACAAAUAUUUAUGUACACAAACCCUUUAUUUAACUUAUUAACUGUAGAGGUUCCUGAGACCUUGAAAAAAAGGCAAUGGUACAGUACUUUUGUGUAAUGUUGUUCUUGUUCUCACUUUUCCUUGCUAUCCACUGGAGAAGUGCCACACUCAGAAAAUAAAAAAUAUAUAUGUUUAACAAAA